CUACGUUUCUUACCUAUUUAAGAACUAUUUAAAAAAAUUUGAUAAGUCGGAAUUUUAUUUUUGUUGGAAAUUAAUGGCUCGAUACUUUUGCCAAAUUUGUAGCAGAGUACUGACUUACGGUGAGCAUAAUCCUUGCGUAUUUUAUAAGAAUGAUGACAACGUGUAUUCACUGCCAACGACAGGAAAUUCAGAUGAAGAUAAUGAAGAAGCCAAAGACAAAUGUACGGAAAAUUCUAAUGAGAAUUCUUUGUAUUUAAGUCAGUCUUUGCAAAAAAAGGAAAAUAAAGAAUCUGAGCUGAUUAAUUUAUCGCUGUAUCAACAUAAUGAAGAAUUUAAGCCGCUUCCUCCAAAAGUAAACAAGUGCAGGAUUUCUGCAGAGUGCUCCGACAAUGCACAACUAAGUGAUCCUUGUAAUAUGUCUUAUUUUAAUUCCAUUUCAGAUGCUCAGGCGACGGAAGUUCAAGGCAAAGAAAACACAUCUUUUACAGCUUCUUCAGAAAACAUUGAAUCUGCUCAUAGACCUGAAAUCGUCCAUCGUGAAGCUUAUGAAGAAAGGACAAUUUUAGCCGGAUCAAGUGUUUUUCAAAUACAAAAUCAAAGUGCAUCAGGUGUAUCAGACCUGUUCUAUGCAACAACUGAUGAAGAAUAUAAAACGUUUCUUGAAAAUAGCAAAUGGCAAUCUUUGAAUUACGAUAAAAAAUUUUUUAUUGAUUCUCUAGAAUGUGUCGUCAAAACAGGUCAUUCAGAAAGUAAAAAUAUUUCUGGAAAUGAAAAUUUGAUUUUGAGGAAUAAGUCAGAGAGUGUAAAUCAUAAAAAUAUUUCACUUGAAAUGCAUUCUCAAGGUCACAAUAAUAAGAAGAAAAUAAGUACCGACUUGAAAGAACCUAUCUCUACCAAGGAGGAUGACAAUGCUGUGGCUGGUCCUUCCGGAUUCUGUUCUGGUAAGAAGAAAUUUCCUAAAGACUUCAGUAAGAAAGAUACUCCUAAAACGAAUUAUCGAACACACAGUAGCGAGAAGCGCGAUAUAUGCAAGAAGCAGUUCUCUCAAAAGUCAGGUCUAAACCUACAUUACAUAACCCACACGAGCAAAACGUCUUAUGCAUGUGAUGUAUGCGGAAAAGAAUUUACUCAGAAAACAGAUCGCGACAGACAUCAUCGAACCCAUACCGGUGAGAGACCUUUCGUGUGCUAUGUCUGCAAUAAAGCUUUUGCUCUAAAGUUUAAUCUUAAGAAUCAUGUUAGGACUCACACUGGCGAAAAGCCUUUUGUAUGUGAUGUUUGUAAUAAAGCUUUCGCUCUAAAGGGUCAUCUUAAAACACAUGCUCGUACCCACACUGGAGAAAAGCCUUACAAGUGUCCAUUUUGUGGAAAAGCUUUCACGACCAGCAGCGGUUGUAAUAGGCAUCAGAGGAGCGCGCAUAAGUGAAAUAAACUUGUAAACUACCGAAAUAAUUCUUUUAAUCUUGUAUGGAACUAUUUUACAUUCUUAGCCGAAUUGAAACAAUUUUAAUAUGUGAGGACACACGGGGGAGAAAAACCUUAUUAAUGUCCAGAUUGUGAAAUGACAUUCGCGCACAGCAGCGAUUGUAAAAAGCAUCACAGAAGACAGCAGGAGUGAAAGUAAUCAGCAAAUUACAGAAAUAAUUAUUUUACACUUCCAUGAUUUUUUUUUUACAUUCUUUAUCGAAAUUUUAUCGAAUUAAGGAAUUUUAAGUGCAAGUUGUUAUAGUUUUAUUUUUAAAUUUCCUGUAUGAAUUUUAUUCCUUUGACGAAGUAUAUUUACUGAUACAGAACUCAUAAGCUUAUUGUAUUUUACUAAUAAUUGACAAGGAAAAUAUAUUUUCAGUUCAAAUGCAUUUAUAUCUGUGUGUAUGAAUAUUGCUUAUAUUUUUCAAAUCCUAAUAAAAAUUUUAACACAUUUAUAUUAAAAAUUCAUUUUAUCCUCUCUUCAAAUAAUAUUAUUUUGGUUUUGAU
Argiope bruennichi is the source of this 1974-nucleotide messenger RNA. RefSeq names its product zinc finger protein 510-like. Gene Ontology annotation, molecular function: DNA-binding transcription factor activity, RNA polymerase II-specific; RNA polymerase II cis-regulatory region sequence-specific DNA binding. The record is from RefSeq and is a predicted model, not a curated record. NCBI's taxonomy places the organism in Eukaryota, Metazoa, Arthropoda, Arachnida, Araneae, Araneidae. Gene Ontology annotation, cellular component: nucleus. Gene Ontology annotation, biological process: regulation of transcription by RNA polymerase II. The coding region runs from base 74 to 1426 and encodes 450 amino acids. The transcript has a single exon.